GCGGGUCAAAGCUUCUUCUUCCGGUCAACAGAGCAGCAAAUAAUCACGAGAGGAGAUAAAAUACCACAACUGUCUUAUUUCCCCAUCAGAAACCGAAUCAGAAAAUGUUGAGGAGGAAACCGACUCGUCUGGAGCUGAAGAUUGACGACACAGAAGAGUUUGAGAGCGUCAAGAAGGAGCUUGAGGCCAGGAAGCGUCAGCGAGAAGAGACAGAGUCAGGAGGUGGGGUGGGCGGGGCUUCUGUCAUUGGCGUCGACAUAAUCAGGGGCGGGGCCUCAGCAUCCUCCACAGCAGCAACAAGGGCGGAGCUCAUCAAUGAGCGAAUUGGGUACAAGCCCCACCCCAAGCCGGCCACACUGCCGACUUUAUUUGGAAGUUUGCAAUUUUAACCCUAAUAAAAAUAUUUGGAUUGGAUUAAAAAUUCCUGAUUAGAGAAAAAAAUAAAAACGGACAAAAGGAGAAACAGAAAUAUAUCACAAAACCAAAAUACAUUAGUUGCUUAAACAAAAUAUUAAUGGUAAAGUUGAUCAACAUGGAGUAAUUUUUAAAUCUGUGCCUUUAUUAAUUUGUCAUUUUAAAGAGUGGUCCACUCUGAAAUAAUCAAAUUGUGAAAACAUUUUUAUUUCGUAAAAUAUUGUUGUUUCAAAUCGAGUUGGAAGCAACAAAACUACCAGCGCUACACAGCAACCACCACACUGACAGAAAACACAACACACUCUGAGAGGAUAAUUCUAAGAUUGCUACAGAAGGGCUUACGAUCAGUUUCUUCAUUUAAACCUGGCAAUAUUAAAGCAUCAAUUUAAAAAAAACCAAUAAAGUUUUUUUUUCUGGU
Monopterus albus (swamp eel) is the source of this 832-nucleotide messenger RNA. It is a transcript of the gene cdc26, whose product is annotated as cell division cycle 26 homolog. Gene Ontology annotation, biological process: protein K11-linked ubiquitination; regulation of mitotic cell cycle; anaphase-promoting complex-dependent catabolic process. Gene Ontology annotation, cellular component: anaphase-promoting complex. Lineage: Eukaryota; Metazoa; Chordata; Actinopteri; Synbranchiformes; Synbranchidae. The transcript is spliced from 3 exons. The record is from RefSeq and is a predicted model, not a curated record. Bases 105 to 389 code for a protein of 94 amino acids.